Eupeodes corollae is the source of this 1671-nucleotide messenger RNA. RefSeq lists its product as uncharacterized. The transcript is spliced from 2 exons. Gene Ontology annotation, molecular function: pyruvate kinase activity; magnesium ion binding; potassium ion binding. NCBI's taxonomy places the organism in Eukaryota, Metazoa, Arthropoda, Insecta, Diptera, Syrphidae. The coding region runs from base 123 to 1637 and encodes 504 amino acids. Gene Ontology annotation, biological process: glycolytic process. The record is from RefSeq and is a predicted model, not a curated record. Gene Ontology annotation, cellular component: cytoplasm.
UUGUGUUUAUAUUCCUAAUUUACUUUGAAUAUUUUUUUCUCAUUUUUUUGACAAAUACAAAUUUCUGAUACCCAACGUUCCUGCCUUUUGAAUUGCUAUCAAAUUCGUCCAUCAAACACAAAAUGCUUAACUGUAGAGCAUUUGACUGCCCUGAUUCAAAUACUCGUACAAGUCUUAUUCUUACAAAAAAUAAACUAUUGGUUGAACUUUCUCAAGAUGACACCGAAGAAACAAUUUCAAAUUACAUAAAAAAUGGAAUCAUCAACUUUGGCUUAGAUCUUUUCUUUGGUUCGGUUCAACAAAAUUUGAAAAUCAUUGCGUUCCUCAAAAAGGCCUCCUUAAGAGAAUCAGAGUUGUUGGGAUUUUCAAUUCCAUUAUCGAUUUAUGUCAAGCUAAGUCCUAGACUUCAAUAUACUGGAAGAUUUAAGAGAAAUAAAACUGCACUGCAUUUAAAGGUCCAUCGGAAGGUUACUCUGACGACGAACAGAGAUUAUGCAUCUGCUUCAUGUCAUAGCAUCAUCUAUGUCAAUGCAAAGUUUCUUAUUGGUGACGUGAGAAAAUGUGACAUAAUUUGCUUGGGUAGAUAUGUUCAAUUGCAAGUUCUUGAGGUCCAGAGUCAGCUUUUAAUAUGCAAUGUCAUUGUUGCGGGUGUGGUAAGACCACAAAUGCCAGUAAGGUUCCCUAAGUACAUCGAAGAAGCACACUCAAAGAUUUCCGCUGAAGAACUUGAAGACAUUGGUUUGGCCAUGGGAACUAACAUCAAUGUAAUUGUUUCAUUUACACCUGGAAAUGAUAAGUACUGCGCCGAGCUACGUGACACCCUAGCAGAGUUUAAGUGCAAUCAUUUUUAUUUAUUCACUCGUUUAAAUUUAUCAUGUUUGGAAAGCUCAGAAGAUGCUCAUCGGAUAUCUGAUGAAUAUGAUGGUUUUCUAAUCGAUUACUCAAACACAGUCUGUACGGAUGACAAAAUUGUCAAACUAUCACCUUUAGCUCGAGAAUUCAUGGAGAACUCGUAUCGAAAAAAAAAACCAAUCUUUUUACUUGGGUGUUGGUCGAAUUUGAUUGAUCCUUCUGACUAUCGGUGUGCUUUUCAAUAUCCCGACAAGUAUGUUCUUCCUUGUGAUUUGAAGUUUUUGCACCUCUUUGAAGCCAUAUUUCAUAAUCUAUCCAAAACGGACCUUCUCGGAAAUCAACAAAAUAUGAACUUAGGUUCAAACAAUGCAUUUGCGCGAUCUAUCGCAGCUGCUUCAUGGGAUUUUCAAGCAGAAGCUAUUAUAGUUUGUUCUACGGUUGGUGAGAUGGCAAUUCGUAUUUCUCAUUUUAGACCAAAAUCAGUAAUUGUGGCGACCACAAGUUUGAAUAGUGCUCUCAAUUAUUCAUCAAUGCAUCAUAAUAUUUGUAUGUUAUCAUUUAAUUAUAAAGACAAUAACGAUUCAUUGGUAUCGCACAAAGAGGAAAAUCAUCAGAAAUUAAUCCACGGAUUGCGGUAUGCUUUGUUCAAGAAACAUGUCAAUAGUUCUGAUACUGUAAUUCUGGUAUAUCGUCAGCACUUUCAUUAUGGAUCAACUGAUAAAUUUGUUGUUGUCAACAUUGACGAUGACUAUGAGGAGGCGAUAAGAAAUGUUAUUUUUAAUUGAAAAUAAAACUUAUUGCUUUGUCAGUUUGAAAAUU